This is a messenger RNA of Cimex lectularius (bed bug), 1579 nucleotides long. RefSeq names its product nuclear pore complex protein Nup50 (gene Nup50). The transcript has 6 exons. Gene Ontology annotation, cellular component: nuclear pore. The coding region runs from base 204 to 1514 and encodes 436 amino acids. Lineage: Eukaryota; Metazoa; Arthropoda; Insecta; Hemiptera; Cimicidae. The record is from RefSeq and is a predicted model, not a curated record. Gene Ontology annotation, biological process: protein import into nucleus.
AAAACUUCAGACAAUAAAAUUAAUCCCCUUAUGGUAGAUCGUACAGACUUCAAAAUUUUAAAAUACUCGAAACGCUCAAUUUUAGAAUAGUAACGGCAUUUGCCAUCCGUGGAUACAACAGCACAUCGAAGCUCCAGCUUUGUCUUGCUUUUUUUCGCUUUUUAUCCAGCUUCGGGAACCAACAUAAUCAAGAACGAUACAAAAUGACCAAGAGAACGGCUACGACGGAAUUAAAUCGAGAUAACUGGGAUGUGGAAGAAGAACCGGAAGAAAUCGGAGUUUUUAAAAAAGCUUCAAAGGAAGAUAUGAGCAAAAGAGUAAUAAAAGUGGGAAAGAGACGUACUACCCAGCCCGCAAAUGGCACAAACGUAUUCGCUGGAUUUGGUGGUUUCAAUAUUCCAAAUAGUACUUCCAACAAUCCAUUUACAAAUUUAUUUAGCAACAUAUCGUCCAACAAUAGUCAAAGUAGUAAAUCAGAGGACACAAAUACUUCAGGGAAUGACACGAAAUCAAAUGAGGAUGAAAAGAACAAACUAAUUUUUCCAAAAGCGACGUUUUCAUCAGACAGCCUGUUUUCGUCUCAAUUUAAAAAUGGCAGCAACGAACUUCCAUCGAAGGAAGGAUCAAAAGAGGGGCCAAAAGCUGAUAAACAAGGAGUUUAUCUAUCUAAACUUAAAGGUUUAAAUGAGACACUAUUAGAAUGGAUCAAAUUGCACAUUGAGCAAAAUCCGACGUGCAUAUUAUCACCGGUGUUUACGGACUAUGAUAACUACCUUAAAGAGAUUAGAGCUGAACGGGAUACAGGGCAAAAAGAUAACGAACAGACGACAUCUUUUAGCACAUUUAAAUUCUCUAAGUUACCUAUUAAUGAAUCAUUGACAAAUAGUUCAGCCCAAAAGCAAGUACAAAAAGAAGGAGACAUUUCACCAAAUAAAGACAAACCUUCGCCAUUUACAUUUGGUGCGUCUUCAGUAACAAAUCCUCUUUUAUCAUCCAAUACAACGACUAGUUUUAACAUACCUACAUUUGAAAACAUGAAAAAACCCACAACUUUUCAAAGUACAUUUACAAGUGGAAACAGUGGUUCUGAAACUACCGAUGGCAAUAAAGAUGGCAAUGAAGAUGAAGUGGCUGGAGAGAAGUAUAAUUUAGUUCCUGUAGUUGAAGAAGAAGCAUUGUUUUCACAAAGGGUCAAACUGUUUGUUAAAAAUGACAAUAAUUAUGCAGACAGAGGUGUUGGCACGUUGUACAUUAAAAGCAUAAGUGGGAAGCACCAAGUUAUCGUGAGAGCAGACACCAAUUUAGGAAAUGUACUUUUGAACUUCAUCCUCAACAAAGACAUACCAAGCGAGAGAGUCGGUAAAAACAACGUUACGGUCGUGUGCAUCCCAACUCCCGACUCGAAACCGGCUCCGGUACCGGUUUUGCUCAGGGUGAAAACUGAGCAGGAGGCUGAUAAACUAUUAGAGGUCAUAAAUAAAUACAAGAACACAGAAGUUCAAAGCAGUGACUGACUCAACAAAUUUCCCUGAUCAAUUUAAUUUCAGAAAACUGACUAUUAAAUAAAAUUAAAAGAGAA